GAACGAAAGUGCCAGAGAGGGGACACAGCUUUCAAUGACAGAUGUUGAACAGUUUUCACCUGGAUAAAGUGAUUGUUUUUUGGACAAAUACGUUACUAUCGAACAACAGGCAAUUGUCUUACAAAAAGAAUAAACGUGUGAGGAAGGGAAUGGUGAAGAUGUCUUCAAGAACAGAAAGACAAUCAACUUGUUGACAGUCAGUCAAGUGUUGAACUAUAUGAAAACAGACAGAUCGCUCAGGGAACGACAAGGGGACAGCAACCACCAAUAGCUGAAAUUUUACACACAUUGUGAACAUUCAAAGACUGUGGUAUUACCAGCACUUUAGAUAACUAGUUGCAGAGCUUUCUGUCGUUCAGUCGACUGUCUCUCAGAUAGUGGCUAGCUAUGUUUCCUCUAGAUUCUACGUGGAACAUUUCCUUUGCAGGUUGUGGUUUCUUGGGGAUCUAUCAUAUUGGUGUAGCGAGUUGUCUACUGGAACAGUGUCCUUUUCUAGUCCACAACGCCCGCCACAUAUAUGGGGCAUCGGCAGGGGCGCUCACCGCAUCUGCGCUGGUCACCGGAGCGUGUUUAGGUGAGGCAGGCGCCAACAUCAUUGAUGUGGCUAAGGAUGCCCGGAAGCGUUUCCUGGGUCCUAUGCAUCCAUCUUUCAACCUGGUCAAGAUCAUGCGUAACAUGCUGUAUAAAACCCUGCCACCCGAUUCCCACCACAGAGCCACAGGGAGGCUGGGCAUAUCACUGACCAGGGUGACCGACGGAGAGAAUGUCUUGGUGUCCCACUUCAACAGCAAGGAGGAGCUGGUGCAGGCCUGUGUCUGUAGUGCCUACAUUCCUGUGUACUGUGGACUGAUCCCCCCUACACUGCAGGGUGUGCGUUACGUGGAUGGUGGUAUCAGUGACAAUCUGCCUCAGUAUGAGCUGAAGAACACCAUCACUGUGUCUCCAUUCUCUGGAGAGAGUGACAUCUGCCCUAGAGACCGAUCCACCAACAUGCAUGAACUACGAUUCACCAACACCUCCAUCCAGUUUACACUCACCAACCUCUACAGAGUGUCCAGAGCUCUGUUUCCUCCUGAGCCACAGGUUAUGAAGACCAUGUGUAAACAGGGAUAUAAAGAUGCCCUUCACUUCCUGAAGAAGAACGGACUACUGAAUCAUCCAGGACCCCACAGACCUCUGAUAGCUGACGGUGAGGAUGACGAAGAUGACAUCAUGAACGAGGAUGAUGAUGAUGAGGAAGAGCAUGAGGAGCAUCAUGUAGAGAACGAGAUCAGACCCAGCGAGGAUGGGGUAGUGGUAAACCCCUCCCAAUCCAAAUCCACCAUUGAGGAUCACAUCUUUGAACAUCUGCCACCCAGACUACACAAAGCUCUGGUUGAAGCCUGCAAGGAGAGAUACAGUCUGGUCCAGUCGCUAAGCAACCUGCUGCCAGUCAGGAUGGUGACGGCUAUGAUGCUUCCCUAUACCCUUCCCUUGGAGUCUGCUCUGUCUAUGACUGUUAGGUAGGACUAGACCCUAUACCCUUCCCCUGGAGUCUGCUCUGUCCAUGACUGUUAGGUAAGACUAGACCCUAUA
Molecule: messenger RNA, 1575 nt
Organism: Oncorhynchus masou masou (cherry salmon)
Lineage: Eukaryota; Metazoa; Chordata; Actinopteri; Salmoniformes; Salmonidae
Product: patatin-like phospholipase domain-containing protein 2
Exons: 7
Coding region: 388-1506 (372 amino acids)
Biological process (GO): lipid homeostasis; triglyceride catabolic process; positive regulation of triglyceride catabolic process
Cellular component (GO): lipid droplet; membrane; cytoplasm
Molecular function (GO): triacylglycerol lipase activity
Source: RefSeq, a predicted model, not a curated record